GCGACGGCAGGAGGAGGAUGGCCGGGGGCGCUGGCGCCGGUGCGGACGGCGGUGCUGGUGGCGGCGGCGGGGGCGACGGCCGCGGUCCCAGCGGCGGCAGCAGCAGCAGCAGCAGCAGCGGCGGGAGGAGCCUCCGGGAAAUGGAUGAAAAGAGGCUUCUGGAUCCAGGGUUGAAAGUUCGUAAAGGCCUCUGGGAUUAUACUCUGAAGAACCAGCAGCUGGAAUGCCUGAGUGACUGAAGAAAAUGGGUGCUAAUGCAUCUAACUAUCCUCAUUCAUGUUCCCCGAGGGUAGGGGGAAGUUCUCAAGCCCAACAGACUUUUAUAGGGACAUCAUCCUAUUCUCAGCAAGGCUAUGGUUGUGAAUCAAAAUUAUAUAGCCUUGACCAUGGCCAUGAGAAACCACAAGACAAAAAAAAGAGAACCUCUGGCCUUGCCACCCUCAAGAAGAAGUUUAUCAAGCGUCGAAAAUCUAAUAGGUCGGCUGAUCAUGCCAAGCAGAUGCGAGAACUCCUCUCUGGGUGGGAUGUUCGCGAUGUCAAUGCAUUAGUGGAGGAAUAUGAGGGAACUUCAGCCUUAAAGGAGCUUUCUCUACAAGCCAGUUUGGCUAGACCAGAAGCCCGGACAUUGCAGAAAGAUAUGGCAGAUCUUUAUGAGUACAAGUAUUGUACUGAUGUAGACUUAAUAUUUCAAGAAACUUGUUUUCCUGUUCAUCGUGCCAUUUUGGCAGCAAGGUGUCCAUUUUUUAAAACACUACUUUCUUCCUCACCCGAAUAUGGGGCAGAGAUCAUAAUGGACAUCAAUACAGCUGGUAUAGAUAUGCCCAUGUUUUCUGCGCUAUUACACUACCUUUAUACAGGAGAAUUUGGAAUGGAGGACUCAAGGUUUCAAAAUGUUGAUAUCCUCGUUCAGCUUAGUGAAGAGUUUGGAACACCAAAUUCCCUUGAUGUAGAUAUGCGUGGACUCUUUGAUUACAUGUGUUAUUAUGAUGUCGUCCUUAGUUUUUCUUCAGACUCUGAACUGGUUGAAGCUUUUGGUGGAAAUCAGAACUGUUUAGAUGAAGAGCUCAAAGCUCACAAGGCUAUUAUUUCAGCACGGUCCCCAUUUUUUCGAAAUUUAUUACAGAGGAGGAUACGGACUGGUGAAGAAAUCACAGACCGAACUUUGAGGACUCCCACAAGAAUUAUAUUAGAUGAGUCCAUUAUACCAAAAAAAUAUGCGAAAGUUAUAUUACACUGUAUGUAUACCGACAUGGUGGACCUCUCCGUUCUGCACUGUAGCCCCUCUGUGGGGAGUCUCAGUGAAGUUCAGGCUCUCGUCGCAGGGAAGCCAAACAUGACCAGGGCAGAAGAAGCCAUGGAACUUUACCACAUAGCACUGUUCUUGGAAUUUAACAUGCUUGCACAAGGCUGUGAGGAUAUCAUUGCUGAAAGCAUCUCAUUAGAUACCUUAAUUGCCAUCCUCAAGUGGAGCUCUCAUCCCUAUGGCUCUAACUGGGUGCACCGACAAGCUUUACAUUUCCUCUGUGAGGAGUUUUCCCAGGUCAUGACUUCGGAUGUUUUUUAUGAACUCAGCAAAGACCAUCUGCUUACUGCUAUCCAGUCUGACUACCUACAGGCAAGUGAACAAGAUAUCCUUAAGUAUCUGAUUAAAUGGGGUGAGCAUCAAUUAAUGAAGAGAAUAGCAGACAGAGAACCAAACUUAUUGAGUGGCACUGCUCAUAGUGUGAACAAGAGAGGUGUAAAAAGACGAGACCUGGACAUCGAAGAGCUUAGAGAGAUCCUUUCUUCUCUCUUACCUUUUGUGCGAAUUGAACACAUUUUACCUAUAAACAGUGAAGUCCUAAGUGAUGCAAUGAAAAGAGGCUUGAUUAGUACUCCUCCAUCAGAUAUGCUUCCUACAACAGAAGGUGGAAAGUCAAAUGCCUGGUUACGGCAAAAAAAUGCUGGAAUAUAUGUUCGUCCUCGACUGUUCUCUCCCUACGUAGAAGAAGCAAAGUCAGUGCUAGACGAGAUGAUGGUGGAACAAACAGAUCUUGUGCGUUUGCGAAUGGUUAGAAUGUCCAAUGUGCCAGACACACUUUACAUGGUCAAUAACGCUGUGCCACAGUGCUGUCACAUGAUCAGCCACCAGCAGAUCAGCAGUAACCAGUCAAGCCCUCCUUCAGUUGUAGCCAAUGAAAUCCCAGUUCCUCGUCUCCUCAUUAUGAAAGACAUGGUCAGACGCCUGCAGGAGCUGCGACACACUGAGCAGGUGCAGAGGGCCUACGCCCUUAACUGUGGGGAAGGCGCCACGGUCAGCUAUGAGAUUCAGAUUCGAGUGUUGAGGGAGUUCGGGCUUGCGGACGCGGCUGCGGAGCUCCUGCAGAAUCCUCACAAGUUCUUUCCUGAUGAACGUUUUGGGGAUGAAAGUCCACUCUUGACAAUGAGACAGUCUGGGAGAUGUCGCGUUAACAGUACCCCCGCUGCAGAAACCAUGUUUACAGAUCUGGACUCUUUUGUGGCCUUCCAUCCACCCUUGCCCCCUCCACCACCUCCAUACCACCCCCCAGCUACCCCAAUCCAUAACCAACUCAGAGCAGGCUGGAAACAAAGACCUCCCAGUCAACAUCCUUCACGUUCAUUUUCUUAUCCCUGUAAUCAUUCACUGUUUCACUCCAAAACAGCUCCUAAAGCUGCCCCCCCUCCAGUCUGUUUGCCGGGUGUUAAAGCAGCCGCGCCUGACUGUACCAACACCACAGGGCUGGGGAGACAGACGGUAGCUGCUGCUGCCGCCGCCGCUGCCUCAGCAGCAGUAGCAUCUGAGAAACAAGUGUGUACACAACCUGUACUAAAUGAUCUAAUGCCAGAUAUCGCCAUGGGUGUGUCCACACUGUCACUCAAGGACAGGAGGCUUCCGGAACUUGCCGUAGACACAGAAUUAAGCCAGUCAGUUUCUGAAGUAGGACCAGGGCCUCCCCAGCAUCUAUCGUGUAUUCCACAGAGGCACACACACACGUCUCGAAAGAAACACACACUGGAGCAAAAAACAGAUGCUCGAGAAAAUCAGCAGGAAUAUCCAGAUUUCUAUGACUUCUCAAAUGCUGCUUGCAGACCGUCUACUCCUGCUCCUGGCAGACGCACCCCUUCCCCUUCUCAAGGUGGAUAUUUUGGUCCCGAUUUGUAUAGCCACAGUAAGGCAUCACCAAGUGGCUUAAAGUCAGCCUACCUACCUGGCCAGAUCUCCCCUAAAAAGCAGGAAGAAGCUAGGAGAGAAUAUCCACUUUCCCCUGACGGGCAUCUACACAGACAUAAGAAUGAGCCGAUACACCUCGAUGUUGUUGAGCAGCCUCCCCAGCGGUCAGACUUUCCUUUGGCAGCCCCGGAAAAUGCCGGCAGUGGUCCAGCCCAUGUCAGGGGGCGAACAGCAGUGGAAACUGACUUGACUUUUGGGCUGACUCCUAACAGACCCUCGCAUUCUGCAUGUAGCUCUGAAGCUCCAGAAGAGAGAUCUGGUAGAAGACUGGCAGACAGCGAGUCCCUGGGCCAUGGAGCUCAGCGAAAUACAGAUUUGGAAAGGGAAGAUUCAAUCAGCAGAGGAAGGAGGUCACCGAGCAAGCCAGACUUCCUCUACAAAAAGUCUGCCCUUUGAGAGCAACCUCCAAGUCGUCUGUGCCUGAGAUGUGAAACAUCCCGUUUUAUGAUGUAACCUAACAACUUAGAGACCAGUUUAUUGAUGCCAGCUGAUAACUCAGUUUCACAUUAUUUUAUUCUAGUUUUUGUAUAUACAUGUUUAUUAGACAUGGCAUGCUAAGAGGGUUAUUUUGAAUGCUGCAUCUGUCUAUUUUGUGUUCAAACAGUUAUGUGGGGAAGCUUUUCUAAGAGCAAGCAAGCUGGCACUUUUUUUUUUCUCUCUCUCUCUACAAAUGAUGGAAUUUUUUUGCACUUGUACUUUUGUUUUAUCUGUAUUGGUUUUAUAUCAGUAUGUUAAACUUUAUUGCCGCAUUUAAAGGACUGUAUUUUCAUACUUUUUUGCAUUUUACCUUUCAUCUACCAGUUUCCACGUGCAUUGGAUUGCACACUAAGAUGUAUUUUCCUAUGAAAUAGUUCUGUGUUUAUUUUUUAAUUAUAGAAAUUCCAAAGAACAGCACAUCAAAAUGCUCCUCUCUUUUCAGUAAUUGUUUUAGUUCAGAAAUCUUCCUGCUCAAUCUUCAUAAAUCUAAUGUCAUACUUUUUAAAUAAGUCUUGGGAGCUGGUCUUCAUUCCUCCAGCAGGAGUACAAUCAGGAUCCUGAAGUUUCCUGGUUCAGUGAAGAACAAGAAGGAGAAAAGCCUUUUGUGUCCAGGCUAAAGCUGUUGCUUUAUUCACCGUGCGGAUGCUGUUAGAGUCACUGCAAAUUCUGGUAAGAUGGAUUAGAGUUUGACUAGAUGAGGUUCUAAAGAGAUCGGCUUUCUUGGAAUCCUGAAGCAGUGGAAUUAGUGAAGUAACUUAAGCUUGUGCUACGGGAUCGCUGGUUCUGAGCGGCAACUCUCCAGCUGAGGGGGAGUGACUGCUUGCUGCCUUCAGUUGUCUUGCUCUCUGUGGGAAAAAAAACAAAACAAAAGGGCUUCAGUCUUAUGGAUGUCAUUUGGUGUUUGUAAGCAUAUGUUUUAAGUGUUUUUCAAAGUGUGUCUGAAUUUUGGUGUCCUUUAAAAAGUUGUUGUAAAAUGCAUAAUGCUUUGUCAGCAAAAGAGAAAAAGAAACUUUUUUUUUUCAGUGAAACACUACAUACAUGUCCUACUUGAACUCCACUGGGGACGCUGGUUUGGGAUUUUACUGAACCACUGAGCACAUGGGAUCUUUUAAGAUCCUCUCCCUUAGAAGGGCAAUGUGUGAGCUAAGGACUGUUUUUUUCUUACUAUCCAAUGUAAAUAUAUUAGUAUUUGAGUUUUUAAAUCACUUCAACAUUAUUUGAGCAUUCACUUGGUAUUUUUACACACGCACACACAGCCGUAGCACUUAGAAGAAAGGAGACUUUCUAAACACUCCCUCACACGGAGGGUGUUUGGGAGCCUCUUCUCUGUGUAUGUAUAUAUAUAAAAACUCUGAUCACUCACUCACUCUAAAACUAUGCAGGGCUAGGGAGCCUUUACAAGCUACCAUAUAAAUGAAUGACGUGCACUUUUAAGUAAAUAGGUUUCUAUUGGGUGUCGACAACUCUGAUUUCUCCCGAAACUGUAGUUUCUCUUACAGUCUUUCCCUACUUUACCCUGUGGAUAUACACUCAGGAAUAAUCUGACAUUUUAAAAAAUCCUGACAGUAGCUAGUCUCAAAGAUGGGAACAUAUGAGUUUAUCUGUCUACACUGGCAAACCGCUGCCACUCACUCUGCUGCCUGGCUAGUUCGCUGCUGCCCGUGUGUCCCGCGACGUCGGCCAAGCUGCACGCCAAGCUCCAGAUCUCCCAGAGUCAACACCAGGCUGCUGUGAGGUCGGCUGCGCAUCAUUGCCUUUGAGGCUCCUUUUUUUAAAGAUGAAAAACAUUAGGACUCUGUUCUCGUUUUUAGAAGGUUUGACUCUUUGUAAUAGAUGACGGUGUCUUUUGAAGCCCAUCUCGGUCUGUCUCUCCUCAGAGACAAAAAGUGUUCAUUCCAUCAGAUCGCUUAAAUGUGUAUUUAUACACAUGUGUUGACAUGAAUUAUUUUGAUACAGUUUUAAAUUUCUCUUCUGAAUUCAGACUGUGCUGUGCUGGUACUGCAAAUGAGAGUGAGUAGACAUGGUGGGGGAAAUCUUUCUCAUCUCCGACCUGUUGUUUUUAAAACACUAGAAAAGAGCUAUUGAUGCCACACAAGCAUUUUUCUGAAAAUUUGUUGAAUAUUCUUUCAUGUCCCUAAAAUAUAAUUAUAAAAAAAGUGGCCACUGUUCAAAGUUUUAUUUAAUUUAUGAAGUUUGCUUUUAAUAAUUUAGUAGCAUACCUGGCUAAACUCUUGUGUAUAGAGAGAAAUGUGCUGUGGGAUUGUGGACUGCUGUGACCUGCAGAAGGUAAACACGUGGUUUUUGUGUUAGGGUUGGUGUUAGUGGACUUUUAAUGUAUCUUGUGAGGUAUGAUCAUAGGGUAGGUUGAAUAGCUGUGUGCCUCUGGCUUUUGAACCCAUCUAUUCAGUCUUUUAAUGCUUACUAAGCAUUGAAGUCUUAGGGCUGUACUAAGAUAAAUGUGAAGUCUGAGUGAGAUUGCUCUCAGAAA
This is a messenger RNA of Hippopotamus amphibius kiboko, 6197 nucleotides long. RefSeq names its product BTB domain containing 7 (gene BTBD7). The record is from RefSeq and is a predicted model, not a curated record. Lineage: Eukaryota; Metazoa; Chordata; Mammalia; Artiodactyla; Hippopotamidae. The transcript is spliced from 11 exons. Gene Ontology annotation, biological process: morphogenesis of a branching epithelium; regulation of branching involved in salivary gland morphogenesis. Gene Ontology annotation, molecular function: protein binding. The coding region runs from base 245 to 3628 and encodes 1127 amino acids.